GCGAGCCCGGUCACGGUCGAUGCGUUAGUCACUCCCCUGCAGGGCUGUGAACGUUUCACCAUAUGAAAGGUCCCCGAUGAAAGGAGAAGUGUAUCUUUUGACCUUUGACUCUUUCAUGGCCUCUGGACACAAUGUAAAUACUGGCCCGGGAUACACACUCCUGUAACACUGGCGCGAGGCAGUGACUGGGGGCUAAGUAAACGUGUCUGUUGGAGCGCCGUGCCUCUGUUAUACUGAGGGCCUGAUUACAUAGUGUGAGAGUGGAGUGCGAGUGAGAUUCCUGGAGGGUAGGUUCGACGUGUGAUCGGAGAACAGAACAGGUGGGUUCACGCAGAUACCUGAUGCGCGACACACGUGCAUGUGUGAUGCUGACCAGAGUUGACUACACGGGAUGUCCAUUUAACAGCACAAACCGUAACAGUUGGAUGAACUACAAAGGUAACGAGUCGUGUAGUUAACUACGACAGUAUUGUGAAUAGAGGUUCAAUACAACAGUGCGCCAACAAUGAUCCCCUACUUAAAACUGACUCCUAACGAAAAGCUAGUGUACUUUUUGUGACUAGAAGUUAGUUACGGCAGUGCUGAACAAUGAUCCAUACUUAAAUGCUUUACGUAUUUCUCUUCAUGCAGGUUAUUGAACUAAAGAGACUCGAUAUGACAAUUAUGUGAAGAGUGAGCUCUAAAGAUUCUCCAGACGACAAUGCUUUGAAAAAACUUCGUAUUGUCUCCACAAGAAGCUCUAUUCGACAGUUCUAUAAAAAGAAAUCAUCUAUAGAGCAAGGAUCCAAAAACGGUGAUAUGAAUAGUGAACUCUAUAAUAGCUCCAAGUGCACGGCAGUUAAGUAAGUAUAAUGAGCUCUUUGUUAGCUACGUAAGAACGUUGUGAAAAGUAAGGUAUAAAGAGGUCCCAUAUGGCAGGUAUGUGAAGAAUGAACUAGAUAAAGGAUCCCCACGACAGGUGUAAGAGUAAGCUCUGGUGAAGAGAGAGCUAAACUUGUGUUGACAUGGAAACGACAAAGACAAGUAUGGAUUUUAUUGACGAGUGUGUGGCUGAGCUACGGCUUAAUGAUGACGUAACAGAAGAACCCGGAAAGGUAACAGACACUACAGAAAAGGAGCCAGAUGGGAUAAAAAUAACUCCCGCAGAAGCCGGUUACGGCUCGGAGGCGACUGAGGUAGCCUGUGAGCGCGGUGUGAGAGUAGCCCAGGUGACAGGUGAGAAUGGUAGUGCUGCAAAGGUAAGGAGUUCUAUCACGUUAACGUUAACACCUAUAACAAAAAGCUCGGAGGAGGAAAUCAAUCCAACUGAACCUCCGACGAGAAUAUCCGCGUGUAAUACCAUGGUUACCAAUAUUAAAGGCUCCAAUCGACCUGCAAAUGAACUUAAUGAAACCUCGUGUCUCCCAGGGAACGGGAUUGUAGGGCAUGUUGACUUAAGUACCACGUGUCCCGUGUGUGGGAACAGUUAUACGGACCCCCGGGUAUUACCCUGUCUCCAUUCCGCUUGUUUACAUUGUAUAUACACCCUGCUCUGUCCCGGGGGUCCAGAAGAACAAGUAAAACGUACAAAUGGGCAUACACAGCUUCUGUUGAACUGUCCCUUAUGUGCGGUACGCAUGGUAAUAUCUACAGACGUUGAAAAUUUACCGCCAAACUCGCUGAUAUCUGCUAAAAGUGAAAGUAUUAAAAGGAUAAAAAGAAAUGUCGGAGAAAUUCAGAGGCCCCCAGCGGUGUUAUGCGAUUUUUGUUGUGAGGAGGAGCGCGCUAUUGCCAUGGUUACGUGUGUCGACUGUGCGAGCGACUUAUGUCAGCUGUGCGCCGAUUCUCACAGGCGUCAGAGGAGAACAAAUCGUCACCGACUGGUGAGUAUGUCUACCCCGGGAACCGCAGAACGUCGGGCAAGCGACACCUCUUGUGACGUCACCGCGCUACGUCAACUUUCGCAGGAUGCCAUUCAUAGGAAAGAUGAUAUCCAAAAAAUUCUGGAUAAUAUUCCGUCAACAAAAAAGGAACUCAAUGAGAAUGCACAAGCGGUAACCAAAGAGAUCGGCCUGUUUAUAGAUUCCUUCAUCAAGGCCGUGGAGCUACACCGGAAGUCCCUGUUACAGCAAGUCAGCACCGUUCUACAGGCAAAAGAGACAAAGGUACAACAACAAGAAAACCAUCUGUGUCAGUUACUUAGCAGCUUUGAGAAUGGUUGUAGCAUCGCUGACGAUUUGUCCUUAUAUGGUACGGAGAGUGAAAUUGCAGCAUUGGAAACAACCGUGUCAAUCAGAUUGAACAAGCUUAUAGAUAUUUCGACACAUGAGUGUGUUCCCAUAGACACAACGUUUACUUUUUGUCCAGAAGUAAAAGCAGAAGUGUUUGAAAACUUCCAGAUGUUUGGACAAGUGCAGGGAUCACAAGUGUGUCCCCGUAAAUGUCACGUGUCAACAACAGAUUUAACCAGCGCCCAAGUCGACAUUCCUAGUACCGUAACAUUGACAACCAAGGAUGCAGAGGGCGCAGCGUUCCCAAAUGCUCAAGGGCUCUGUGCGUGGCUGAAAUGUGGUGUUAACGGACAUCGACGUCAGACCGUAACGGUGAGUGAGCGGGACGAUGCUGCCUACGACCUGACCUUUACUCCCCGACAGUCGGGUCAACAUCAGCUGUUUGUCAUGGUCGGCAAGCAAGAUAUACCGGACUGUCCAUUUAAGUUUGAGGUGAAACCAAAAUGGCGGGAACAUACGGGUACUUGGCAGUGCUGCACGUUCUGCUCCUCAGCGGGAAAGAUGGACGUCCCAUGCGGAUGUGGUUCUAUUGUCCGAGGGUCUCGGGGAUGUUGGCAUGCGCACCCUGGAUAUCCAGGAGGGCCACACUGGACGUGUUGUGGGAAAAUGCUGAGGCAAUCAGAAUGUAUUUAUGCAAUAAGAAAAAACGACUCAAAUGUGUUGGAAGUAACUUUAUAGUAAGAUGUAUUUACAAGUCAAUAAUAUAUACAAAUUUAUAUAAGAUAGUUUAUACAUAUGUAUUGUUAAUCAAAUUUUUAAAAUACAAUAUUAAAAAAUGAUUAAAUAACGUUAUUUUAUAUUUUGUUGGGAAACCGUUUUGGUUUGUAUUUUGAAACACAUUAAAUAGGACAGAACGGAUAUCUUCUUCACGUAAACGUGUUGAAUGUAAAAAUGGAUGCUAUCAUCGCAAUCAUAAACAUCACAGAUACGUGAAUCCAUCACUUACACUACGAAUAUUUAAAGAAACCAUUAUUUACCUAAAUCUUUCAUUAAACAUCACAUACAUCUAAAUAUACAGUCACUUACACAAUAAAAGUCCAAUUAUACCGUCACUUGCAUCAUAUAAAUCUAAUUAUACCGUCCCUUACACCACAGAAAUAUAGUUAUACCCGUCACUUACAUUACAUAUAACAUCACAGAUAUCUAAUUAAACCGUCACUAACAUCACAUAUAUAUAAUUAUACCGUCACUUACAUCACAUAUAUAUAAUUAUACCGUCAUUUACACCACAGAUAUCCAAUCAUAUCAUCACUUACGUCACACCUAUUUAUCUAAUUAUUCCAUCACUUACACAACAGAAAUCCAAUUAUACCGUCUCUUACAUCAUACAAAUCUAAUUAUACCCGUCACUUACACCACAUUAAUAUAAUUAUACCGUCCCUUACACCACAGAAAUAUAAUUAUACCCGUCACUUACACCACAUU
This is a messenger RNA of Mizuhopecten yessoensis (Yesso scallop), 3695 nucleotides long. Its product is annotated as tripartite motif-containing protein 45-like. NCBI's taxonomy places the organism in Eukaryota, Metazoa, Mollusca, Bivalvia, Pectinida, Pectinidae. Gene Ontology annotation, molecular function: ubiquitin-protein transferase activity; protein binding; zinc ion binding. The record is from RefSeq and is a predicted model, not a curated record. The coding region runs from base 1005 to 2948 and encodes 647 amino acids. The transcript has 5 exons. Gene Ontology annotation, cellular component: nucleoplasm; chromatin. Gene Ontology annotation, biological process: positive regulation of DNA-templated transcription.